AUGACUUUGAACCAAACCAUGCGCCGAAAGAAGCCCCAGAAAGCUUCCAAGGCAAAGUCGCCACUCCUAGACAACUGUCCGCAAAAGAAAGGCGUCUGUGCUCAGAUAUUUAUCAUGGCUCCGAAGAAACCCAACUCGGCAAAGCGAAAAGUUGCCCGUGUGAAGCUGACGAACGGGAAUACCGUCAUGGCGUACAUUCAGGGAGAAGGGCACAACCUGCAGGAGCACAGUGUUGUGUUGGUCCGUGGUGGUCGCGCGCAAGAUCUGCCAGGUGUCCGCUACAAAAUCGUUCGCGGUGCAUUAGACUUUGGUGGCGUUGUGGGACGCAUGUCAGCAAGGAGUAAAUAUGGAGCGCAGAGACCAAAGAAAUAA
Molecule: messenger RNA, 372 nt
Organism: Pisolithus orientalis
Lineage: Eukaryota; Fungi; Basidiomycota; Agaricomycetes; Boletales; Pisolithaceae
Exons: 3
Coding region: 1-372 (123 amino acids)
Biological process (GO): translation
Cellular component (GO): small ribosomal subunit; ribosome
Molecular function (GO): structural constituent of ribosome
Source: RefSeq, a predicted model, not a curated record